AUGGAGGUGAACUUGUUACGUGAGCUGAACCACCCUCACAUAGUCCGUUUUCUACACCACAUCGUUGACCGGCGCACCACCACUCUCUAUAUUUUAAUGGAGUACUGCCCUGGAGGUGACUUGAGACAGCUCGUUAACAAAUGCAAGAAAACCGGUUCGUUUUUACCUGAAGACUUCAUCUGGAAGGUUCUGAAGCAGAUAUGCGAAGCCUUGAAAACAUGCCACACCUUCAGACGCACCACCACCACCACCACCACCACCACCACUGCCAGGUCAAAGGUCAUCCUUCACCGGGACAUCAAGCCUGCUAACGUGUUUCUGGGGCCCGGCGGAGAGGUCAAGCUGGGUGACUUUGGCCUAGCGCGAACUUUGACCUCUGACCUCUCUUUUGCUACCAGUGUUGUGGGGACCCCGUACUACAUGAGUCCUGAGGUGGUCGAAGGUCAAGAAUACAAUGACAAGAGCGACAUGUGGUCAUUGGGCUGUUUAAUAUACGAGCUGUGUGCCCUGCAGCCGCCCUUCAUGGCAGCUACCCACGCCCACCUGGCAGCGAAGAUAAAGGAGGCCAGGUACCCGCCAAUCCCAGUGCACUACACCUUAGAACUACGAGAACUACUUGACGAGCUCUUAACACCGCAGUACUUCAUGCGACCUUCGGCUCUUAUGCUCUUGCACCACCCUUCUCUCACCUCUCGCUUCCCUCCUCUUUCCCACGCCUUUUCCCUCUCCCUCUCUCAUGCUGGAGGGAGAGAGGAGGUGGAGAAGGAAGAGGCGGCAAGAGGAAUGAUUCAAGGAGAUGGGGAGACUGAAAUUUGUGGAAGAGAGAGAAGAGGAGAGGAGGAGGAGGAAGAUAAGAAGAGGAAGGUGGAAGACGGAGAAAGGUCUAACAAACAGGAAAAUUCACCAAACUUUCCAAGCCUGCCAGACACGCCACACACCUGCCCCAGCAACACUGACACCACACCUGCACCCACACACCUUUCAGCUACCUACCACAUCCCCACCACACCUCUGGACGCACAGGGGGGGCGGGGGAGGGUGUUUGUGCAAAGGUGUGACGGAAACGGCGUGGCGAGAAUAUUUAGUUUCAAUGAGAGAGAAGGAAGUUUUAAUGAAAGAAAGGGAGAUUGCGGUGAGGGAGAGGGAGAGAGAGGUCAGUGAGAGGGAGAGGAAGGUCGUAGGUAUGGAGAGGGAGGUCACUGCAAGGGAGAGAAGGGUUGUGGCCAUGGAAAAAGAGGCCAGAGAACAUUUAAUUCGCGCGCAAAUAUUUCUCAAAAGCGUGCGAGGGAGGAAGGUAAACAAAGAUGCUAAGGUUACUGAUGGGCCAAAAUUUUCGGUCGAUAGGGAAGCAGAGGCGAAAUUUGAAAGAAAGUUGACCUGCAGGAGAGAUUUGAGUGGCAGAAGAGAGGUGAAAGGCUGCCAGGGGUUCGAGAGACAAGAUUCAAAUUCCCGCGUCAAAAAGGAACCAGAUUUUCAGUCCAAACAGGAGCAGGACUCUCACGCCAGAAUGGACCCUAGAAUUCACUCCAAAAUACAAGAAUUUCGCUCAAUAAGGGAUUAUAAAACACAACCAAAAACACACCAAGACCUAAACGACGUAAACCAGAAAGAAAAAACCCCAACAUUUGACCUAACCUCUGACCUUGACCCCCCAAUGACCCCACAACUCCACCCGCGACCUGACUGCGAUUCUGACCUUGACACGACCUUGAGCGCGGGACUGGACGAAACUGAGGAGGUGACCACUGCGCGACCUGACCCAGCGGUACUCCGAAAUCCCUUCCUGGAGAUGAGGUCGGGUCACGGAAAGCAGGUGACCUUUUCAGGCGUAGAAAACGGGUGUGUCUUCAAGAAUAACACCUUAGACAACCCAAAAAGUAGAAAGAAAAUGGGGUGUGUGUUUGUGUUGGAUAGUGGUCAGGUCAUGCAGGAUGUGAAAGAUGCGAGGUCAAAGGUCAGGUCAGUGUGUGAGGUCAGAGGAACGGAGUGUGAAGAGGUUGCGGAAAUUAGGCUGAAAAGGUCAGAUUCAAACUCAGACGCAACAGAAAACGGAGAACAGAUUCCAGAAGCUAGGCCAAAGAGGUCAGAUUUGAAUUCAAAAGCAACAGAAAACGGAGACAAACUUCCAGAAACGAAAUCUAAAAGGGUGGUUUCAAAUUCAAAAGCAACAGAAAACGGGGAGAAACUUCCGGAAUUCAAACUGAGAAGGUCGUUAUCCGAACUUAAAGGAACGGUAAACAAAAUUGAACUGAAAAGAUCCGCUUCAAAUCCGAAACCGGCCGGAAUUAGCGAAGAUAUAAUGAAAAAUAAAUUGAAUGAAAACACAAACACGAGAAAGGAGGAAAGUCAGUUAAAAAAUUCAAAUUCAAAAAUAACGGUGAAAAAAACGGACAUCUUGAAGGAAAACACAAACAUAAGACAAGAUUCACGGUCAAGAAGGUCAUAUUUAGGGGCAAUGCGUGACCUUUUAAGGGACAAGGAGAACCAAGGUCAAAGUCAUGCGGUUCCUAAUUUAAAAAAGCCUCUGGUGACUCAGAAACCUAAAGGAACGGUGCUUCAGUUUUACAAUGUUGUGUGAUUCCUUUAACUUAUUUGUGAAUGAUAUUUUGAACUUGUUAUUUAUUUAUUUUUUAUCAUUUAUUUCUAUUGGUUUUAAAUUAUUAGUUUUUUUUAUCAUUUAUUUAUCUAUUUUUAUUAUGAUUAGUUUAGUGUCUAAGUGCUUUUUUUAUCGACUUUCUAUUUUUUUAUUAUUAUUUAUCUAUUGUUAUUCCUUUAGUUUUAAUUUUUUUUAGCGCAUUUUAAAUCUAUUGCCUUUUGUGACUGGUGACACGCAAUUGGUGGCAGUGCUGGGAUAAAAAAAAUAUUAAAUGGUUGUACUGCCUCUUCCUCUCUCAUGUUAAAAAGCUGUCAAACGAAACUUUUAUUUAUUUAUUUAUUUAUUUAUUUUCACUGACGCACAAUUGAUGGCAGCGAUGGGAUACUAAAAAAAAAAAAUAAUAAUAAAAUAAAUGAGUUUCUUAUCUGUUGCAUUUUGUAAUUUCUUAAAGGUGAUUCUUAUAGUACUGUUAACGUAUUUCAGUAUUUUUUAAGUUCAUUUGUUAUUUAAUUUUGUGUUAAGUGUAUUUAUCGUUAUUCUGCGCACUCUUAAUCAUUUCAUUAUUUUUAAGGGUAUUUUUUCAUUAUUCUGCGCAGUCUGUUUAUCAUUUCAUUAUUAUCAAGUGUAUUUUUUCAUUAUUAUGCGCAGUCUGUUAAUCAUUUCAUUAUUAUCAAGUGUAUUUUUUCAUUAUUCUGCGCAGUCUGUUUAUCAUUUCAUUAUUAUCAUGUGUAUUUUUUCAUUAUUCUGCGCAGUCUUAAUCAUUUCAUUAUUAUUAAGUGUAUUUUUUCAUUAUUUUGCGCAGUCUUUAUCAUUUCAUUAUUAUCAAGUGUAUUUUUUCAUUAUUUUGCGCAGUUUCUUAGUUAAUUAUUCAAAGUCAGUUUUGAAAUACUGCGCCAUCGUUGUAUUAAAAGACUGAUUUAUAUAGUCAAUCUUAAGUCACUUUCAAAUAAGUACGAUAAUUAUAAGGCGGUUUUGAAAGUCUAGUUUUAAAAAGCUCAAUUACUUCACCAAAUAUUGUAUGUGUAUUGUUUAAUGGGGUAUUUGUAAUUUUAAGGGACUUCUAUACUUUAUUAAAGGAAAUAUAUGUAUUUUUUAAUUAAUGUAUGUCUUUUAAGGGACGAAGUUUAAGGGACGUGUAUAUGAUUUUAGGGACAAACUUAUAUUAUUAUUAUUUUUUUUUAUUUAUUUUUUUUUUUUCAGGGAUAUACACCUUUAGAUUUUAAGGAUAAUGAGGUUGUUUAUUUUAAGUAUGAAUAUUUUAAAGGGAAGUGUGUAUGUUAAAGGAAUAUACAUAUUUUAAAUAAUGAUGUGCCAGUAUUUUCUUUUUUCUUUUCUUUUCUUUUUUUAUACUAUGUGUAUUUGUUUUCAUAUUUAAGUAUUGUUCUACUUAGUUUAUUAUGGCUACUAAUUUCUUAAAGGAGUGAUUUAUUAUUUUGUGCCAUUAUUAUUAUUAUUAUUAUUAUUAUUAUUAUUAUUAUUAUUAUUAUUAUUAUUAUUAUUAUUAUUAUUAUUAUUAUUAUUAUUAUUAUCAUUAUUAUUGGUAGUGUUUUAGUGUUACGUAUUAAGUUUCUUUCAUCAUUUAUUUAUGUAAGAAAGAUCAGUGCCAUUCCUUUAUAAUUUCAACUUAUUUCCUUUAUGAAUUUUAAAAGAAUUUCCAUAAGACGUAAUUAACUUUUCUCAAUUACAUCACCUCUUUCUUAUUUCGCCGUGUCAGGGAAGCCACAGUGCAUAAGUAACACCAAAAAUAAAGCAGGAUUCCUUUAUAA
This is a messenger RNA of Scylla paramamosain (green mud crab), 4362 nucleotides long. Its product is annotated as serine/threonine-protein kinase Nek2-like. Gene Ontology annotation, molecular function: ATP binding; protein kinase activity. Gene Ontology annotation, biological process: protein phosphorylation. Lineage: Eukaryota; Metazoa; Arthropoda; Malacostraca; Decapoda; Portunidae. The record is from RefSeq and is a predicted model, not a curated record.